CAACUUUCGAUAUUUGUAUCUCUGCUAUCCUUUCACUUCCAUCUCUAUACCCAUGUUGGAGAGCCAAGUCGCUGAGAAACCUGUUCCAGAGUGGGCUCUUUCGUUCCCUGUUCCUCAAAGCCACCCACCAUCCAUCGAUGCUUCUGAGCUCGCCGAGCUCGUUCGGACGAAGCAACCUGGAAAAGAUUUCAUUGUUGUGGAUGUUCGCAGGACUGACUUUGAGGUAACCCUCGUUUUACAAUUGUGUCCUUGGGCAAACUUCGACGAAACAGCGAUUAUUAGACUGCCUUUGUACGAACGGCUAUCAACCUUCCCGCGCAAUCAUUCUACCAAACACUUCCGUCCUUGCUCCCUAUUCUUCGUGAUAUUCCCGUCGUCAUCUUCUACUGCAAUUCAUGCUCUGCAGGAGGUCGCGGUCCUCGUGUCGCUGCUUGGUAUCAGGACGCGCUAGAUGCUCAGGGGAUUAAAUCCAGUCAGGCAUUAAUUCUCGUUGCAGGAGUGAAGGGUUGGAUUGCUCGAUAUGAAGAGGACUCAGUUUUGACAGUAAAGCUUUCUUAAAGCUUUCUUGAACAUACAAUAUCAUCCACUGGAUUUCCGUUGAAAUACGACGGUGUCUAUACCCUAUGCACUCGUGAUACAUCGUUCUCAAAUUGAUUCUCCAGGCGUGCUGCGCUGCGAGCUCUCGGCAAUCGCAAGUAUGUUCCAACAGAACCUUUACAAGACACGAGGCGUUUGUAUGGGCGUUUCGAUUGCUUUAUCCUGCUCCUGACGUUGAAGUAUUAACGUGCUAGCUCCUCCGCGUUCUCAUAGCUCCUGGGCUGGUGCGACACGUUGUUUCUUGUCUAAGGAUCCAUAUAUAAGCCAAGGUGUCUUCUGGCCGACUUUCUCUGUCCUCUUCUCAGGCCCUGUUAACCUUCGCUAUGGCCCAUCCCGUAUUCUGGCCUCACAAAACAUUUUUCUAUCCGAUCGGAAAUACACCACCGGUGCUGUUGACUCAGUUCCUUGCCUCGAAAGAGAACACGAAGGCUCUACUCUUGGGAUGUGGUGAUCCUAGGAAUAUCCUCUAUACGCUCUAUGCCUCAGGAGCAGACACUUUGGAAGGUGCGUCGUUGGAGGAGCGCACCCUUGGCGCUAUGCUUAUGCUAUGUGCGGAGACGAGAACCUUCGACUUCACAUGCGUCGAUAUCGAAGGCGCGAUACAUGCCCGCAACAUGAUCCUCUUCACUCUGAUCAUGGACGAUUGUUAUCCUAAAAACGACGUCCAAGUCUGGAAUAUAUUCUACCACUUCUUCCUUGACAAGGAUUCUCUAUCGCUGCUCAUCAGUCAGUGCCGCAAGCUUUUGGAACUGUCUCAGGACAUGGAAGCCUGGAACGCUGGGCCAUACUCCCGUGUUCUGAGAAUAUGCAGUUCCUUCACGCUUUCCGAAUUGCGCCGUUACUGGACUGCAUAUGCCACAACCGAUACUACGGGGCCGUUCAAAAGGCGGUUCAUGGCGGGUAUGAAUGAUGCGCGAGAGAAGAUGGGUGAUGGCAUGUUAAUUCGCUCCGCAGGCCCACUCCUAACGAAAUCUUUCAAAUCUCUGCGCCGUGCCUGUAGGCACUUCUGGAAGACAGGUGUCAUGUCUGAAGAUACCAAGGUCGUUACUUCAGCGACACAUGUGAAUCCUAUGUUCGCAUACUCCAUUCAAGGUGAUGGAUUUGUUACACACUAUGGGACCAUGCCUGCGGCUGCAUUCCCCAUUGCUCCUGCCUUCGCACAACUUCGUGCAUCAUUGCCAACCUCCACAUCUUUUCCCAAGAAUGACCUUUACGGCACAAUGCAUGACCAAUUCCGAAGCUGGUGUACCACAUUUCGACAUGCUGCCCUCUAUGUAGGGCAGAAGAGUAAAGUUAUCAUCAGGAUACUCGUGGGUGACGUCCUCUCUUGCUGUUACACCCUACAGCACUAUGCUUAUAGCCGUACAACAACUGCGCAACACCGCGUCGCGCCCUGGAACGCGGAGCCUCUCGUGUUGGAUGGCUUGGAUUACGAAACAGAAGGGGAUGCCAUACCUCCUCGCACCUUUAACGUGAUCGACACUUCGAACCUCGCAGAUCACAUUGGUAUCGUGAACAUACUCGUAGCAGCUACGCCUCUACUAUCUCGGACAUCGACAUCCACGUUGAACACCGAGACCCUCCUCCUUUAUGGAAAGGAUUCCGACACAGCGUUUGCAACCAGCCUAUGCGGUGACAUCACUACCAUGUCUAUUCUGUUGGAUAUAACCCCAUGUUCAUACGUUUCCAACUUCUCGACCAUAUCGAAUAUCCAUGAAAUCCUGUUAUAUAAAUCGACUAUGCUAGGAGGACAGUUUCAUGAUCGCGUCACUUGGAAAAUCCCUUCCCUGAUGGACGACCAAAAUGGUCCUCAUCGACUCGCGUUCGAAGCCAAAGCAUUUGGGGAACUACUCUUCAACAUCUACUUGAAGAUGUUCCAUUUCGAGGAUAUGACUGCAAAGUUUCAAAAUCUUUCCGUUGAGACUAUUCGCGACAGUGAACGAGUUCACUACUCCCGAUUGAGCCUCGCUUUGCUGCUCCAAGCUGUGAUGAAAAAUGUCACCGCUGAUUGGUCAGACGUUAUUCGAGCAUUGCUCGACCUGAUUGAGCAGGACCGCUCGCUGAUACUUGGUUCCAAUAAUUAUCAAGAUUUACUCUGCCAUCUCCAUGUCUUGGGCAUUUAUUCCUGUAACAACUUCAACGUGCCGGGAGUCGAUGAAUCCGCUAUGGUCAGGGACAUUGUCAAAGGCCUGCGAGCAUGGGACGUGAUUCCGCCCCUUAUAUGCGUCACUCUGCUUGUUCCCCUCAAGGAACUGCAAGCCAUAUCUGAUGAGCUAAGGCUCAACCCAAAUAUGAAUAUGCUUGUACACAGUGGUCGAUUUGUGAACGUUUUCACUCCGAUCCAGACCGCUGUUGGCACCAUCACGGGGACUGUGGAAGCUGGAACACAGCCAGUAUACAUUCAAGAAGACCCCAAUGGUACCAAGGGCAACUCGUUCCUCAUCGUCUCUUGUUGGGUUCGUGCCUGGAUCUUGACGGUCGCACCGAAUCACACUGUCGCUCUUGCUCUGCAGAGCACGGGCAAUACUGCUAAGUUGGCUAUGCAGGGCAAAUUGGGUCUCAAUCUGGAACUUUAUGGAUCAUCAUUAGAAAAUAGUCGAAACGUAUUGUUGACCCACCAGCCUCCAACGAAAUUCUCUCAGCGUGGAUCCCUCACUGCUCCCAUGUUCGGAGCACCUAUUUCUUCGGGAGGAUGUGAUACAUCGAGUUCUGCGACGAACCGAGCUGGAGUUAUCUCUACAAUGGCUUGCCGGGUAGUUGUAACGUGUCCAGAUGCACAGGCGCAGCUCGCCAACCGCUCGGUGGAGCUUAAGGCGACCCAAGUAUCAUCUUGUAAGAUGCUGCUUCAUGUCGGAGCCGCUCUGAGACAAGAAGUCGCAUAUCCAUUUCCGAUCCAGGGUGCUCAAGCUAAAUUGCGAAUCGCUCGGAAAUCCCAUUACGUUGAGAUAGUGGUGUCGCCUGCAGGCCCUAGUGUUCCAGGAGGGAUGGCAAUGAAUAGGUUUCCUGUCGUACGCAACGGUGGUAACACGGUGGCAUGGAACAUGCAUAGGGUGAAUAUGGAUCGUCUCCCUCUCCUCGAUAUAUCACAAACGGAACAGCUUGACUGGCUCAAUCCUGCCGUGUCUGGGAUGUUUUCUGAUAGUGACCGCACGGCACGCGAAGGACGUGCGGAGAGAGACCUCGUACUCGGCGACCUUUAUGAUAUGAAAGAUUCCUGACAUGUCAUAUUUGUCCGGACAGCUGGGAUUCAAAGUGCUCCAUCCACAGUGUUCGCUCUGAACUGCGAGGGUCGUUCCGAUACGCUUCUGUUCAUUACGGGUUUACGAUUGGACCUUCCAGCACAUACCGUCGUCGCAGAUGCGUUCGUGUUGCCUAUGCAACAAAGCCUUGUAGGAAAUCUCAGGCAGGCGCUGGGACGUCUCAAGGGAGUGGUGCAAGUCAGAAUCACUCAUGAUGAGCUAAUACUUUGGAAACGAGUACUUCCAGCUAUGGUAGAGCGUUGUAGAACCUGGGAGCACAAGGAUGAUUGUUUGUACAGACAAUCUCAGCGGAUACCUAUCAGUGUCCAGUACAGUCAGAUCCCGAUAUGCGAGUGCGGUCGCGGAUUGGACACCAACACUUUCAAGACAAGAAUUGAAUGGCGUGCAUUUGCCCCAUAUGUGACUCGCAUCGCAAUCUGCCCUCUUUUCCCGGUUUCCUAUGUGGAAAGCGUUGGUGGUGCUGUCGCAGAACUGGCUCAAAAGUUCAUGGAGAUGAAAGGCGAGCCUCCUUUGAAUCAAUGCUCAAAAUGCGGUGUUUACGCUGGUCGUAAUGUCAAGCUUUUGGUCUGCAGUAAAUGCAAGACUUCCGCAUACUGUAGCAAAGCUUGCCAGACCGCACACUGGAAACUGCACAAAGGCAGUUGCAUCGCCUAGCCUGUUGAGCUUGAAAUAUUCCAGCGUUUGUAGUAUUCUAUUCAAAUCUUCAGUCUAGCUUGCCGGGAUG
Somion occarium is the source of this 4581-nucleotide messenger RNA. NCBI's taxonomy places the organism in Eukaryota, Fungi, Basidiomycota, Agaricomycetes, Polyporales, Cerrenaceae. The record is from the annotation of a GenBank genome assembly.